Molecule: messenger RNA, 1030 nt
Organism: Ochlerotatus camptorhynchus
Lineage: Eukaryota; Metazoa; Arthropoda; Insecta; Diptera; Culicidae
Product: serine protease easter-like
Exons: 2
Coding region: 64-990 (308 amino acids)
Biological process (GO): proteolysis
Molecular function (GO): serine-type endopeptidase activity
Source: RefSeq, a predicted model, not a curated record
UCGUGCCAUUUAGUCCUAGCAGCGACAUUGCUCAAAGCGGAUCGUUGUUAUAAGAGUUCCAGAAUGAAGAUUUUCGUUUGUUUGAUAGCGCUCAUCGCGGCCAUCCAAGUGGGUGCCCAGCGGGAACCGGUCAAGUUGAAUCCAUCCAAGUUGGCGCUCCUGCCGAAGGAGUGCGGCGUUGCCAAGUACCCUCCGUAUCCAACUGGCAUCUUGAGUAAGGUGUUUGAAUUUCCAUGGAUUGCUUUGGUAAAGUUUAACAAGACUCGCCGACCGGCGACCUGUUUCGGGACGUUGAUCAACCAGCGGUACGUGCUGUCGGUGAUCGGAUGCGUGAGGAAGACGAAGAAGGAUCCGGAUUACAUUCGAUUGGGAGAGCAGUCAGCGCUAACGGAUCCUGAUUGCAGUGAGCUGAAGCAGAGCGAUGGUUCCGAGCGUAAGGAAUGCGCUGGUCCGGUGGUGGACAUUCCGAUCGAAUCGUACGUUUCCCAUCCGGAGUUUGAUCAACCGAUGUAUACCAAUGACCUGGCGUUGAUGCGGAUGUCCCGUGAAGUCGAGUACAAUGAUUACAUUCGUCCGAUUUGUCUUCCCACGACUCCGGAGUUGCUCAAUGCCAUUCCACACGAUCUGCUGUUGACGGCCUGGGAGCUGGAAAUGAACGUCCCGACGCAUUACGUUGGUGAGUUGGAGAAGUACCAGGUCGAGAACUACAAUCUGGAUGCCUGCCAGCGAGAGUACGAGAAGAUUGGCUUCACUCCGGAGCUUGAGAUCAACCGAUUCUGUGCCCGUCAAAAGGGACCGAACUAUGUGUGCACUCGGAUGGCAGGAGCACCGAUCGGAGCAGUGGUGGACGUUGAAGGAACCCAGCGACAUGUCCAGUUUGCUAUGGCCAAAUUUGCGCCACUCAACUGCACCGCUCGCCAAACGGUGCCAAUCCUCGCAAUGCGCAUCACCGAAUACAUGGAAUGGAUUACGGACAAUAUAGAGGCGUGAGGAGAUUGGCAAGGUGAUUUGGAAUUUGUCCAACAUAAUC